UCAAAUUAUACACAAAGAGGAAUACUAAGAGCACAAAUGGCACUGACAAACAGCAUUUUGUUGUCUUUAUGUUAAAUGCAUGUUUUGACUAACAGAUGUGCGGUCUGUGAAUGUGUGUGUGUGUGUGUUUGCAGGGUGAGACAAAGGUGCUGAAACUGAAAAACCUCCGUCCACAAGACUUUGCUAAUUACACCUGUCAGGUGUCCGUCCGGAACGUGUGUGAUAUUGCAGACAGCUCGGUCACCUUUCGCCUUACCAACACCACCACACCCCCUGCUCUAAAGCUGUCUGUGAAUGAGACGUACGUGGUGGACCCAGGCCAAGAUGUCACGCUGUCGUGUGAGGUAACGGCGGGCUUCCCCACACCCACGGUCAGCUGGUCACGGUACCCUGGAUCCCUCCCUCAGCGGUCCAUGAUCCGAGGUGGGUCCCUCACUCUUCGGUCCGUCACUCCCGCUGAUGCCGGCAUCUACAACUGCACAGCCGUCAAUAAUGUGGGAAACCCUGCGAGAAGAACCGUCAACCUCAUUGUGAGAACCAUGAAGAACUUAACGUUCCAGAUCACGCCAGACUCCAACAAAGACAGCGAGAGCAUACAGAUGGGUCGAGACCUCAAACUUUCCUGCCACGUUGACGCCCAGCCUCAGGAUAAGGUGAACUACACCUGGUACAAGAACGGAGCUCUAAUCUUCCCGACCGACAGCCUCAUCGUGCUACGCAGCGACCCAGACAUGCCACCCGGUACCAGCAGCCUGGAGAUCGUGGACAUGAAGUUCAGAGAUCAGGCCACCUACAGCUGUGUAGCCAACUUCCCCGGGAGCAGCGUUCCUGAACUGCGAGUGGACGUGAACAUCACGCAGAGCAGCGUCGUUCCUCCUGUUCUGAGUGUGCCAGUCGGAGGAGGUGUGGUCAAUGUCAGUGAGGGCGGGACCGCAGAGCUUGUGUGUUUAGUCGAUGGUAAGCCCCGCCCACCCGUUCUGUGGUCCCGUGCAAACAAGGACCUGCCCAUGCCGUCGGGGGAUUGGGUGGUGGAAACACGCGAUGGACGUUUGCGGCUGACCAAUGUGACACGGGACAUGAUGGGAGCUUACCGCUGCCAAACCGCUCCUUACAACGGCCUAAACAUCAAACGCCGACAGGCUCAGGUGCAGCUCAACGUAGAAUAUCCUCCUGUUGUGGAUCCAGUCCUGCUGGAUGUACGUUCUCAAACGUUUUCGACAGUCAAUCUCCGAUGCUUGAUUCUCAAAUCCAAUCCUAACCGAAUUGCCAGCGCCCGCUGGUAUCGCAAUGGGUUGCUCAUUCGAACCCCAACAGUGGACCCUCAAAGUGUCCCUCAGCUUCGCUUUAAACUAGACACCACUAAUAAUGGCACUUACGAGUGCAGAGUGAGCAAUGGAGUCGGGACCUCAACCUGCACCUUCAUUGUGUCUGCUCAGCCGUUUAAUGCAGAGUUUUACUACGACACUCCAAACCCCAUUCGCACCUUGAAGAACAAUUAUUCCUACAUCCUACAGUGGACACAGAAUGAGCCUGGCGCUGUGGACAAAAUCAUCGGCUACUGGAUUAAUGUCCAACAGAACCGACAGACAGUUUUGUCCAAACAGAUCACAACUAAAGAGCCUGUGAAAGGUGUGUUGAUGUCCUACACACUGACGGACUUGCGUAUUCCUCUGUCAUAUGAGGUCAGCCUCACUCCCAUAACCAGCUUCGGCACCGGAAACACAGUCACGCGCAGCAUCCAGUACUCUGAGCCCUACACUUACCCAAGACCUUCAGAUCACGUGUGUGGAUUUGAGGACAUUAGGAUAUGUGGGUUCACUCAAGACCGCAGCGAUGUGUUUGACUGGACCCGACAGAACCACCUCACACAGAACCCCAAACGGUCGGUUAAUACAGGGCCGGAUACAGACAGGAGUGGGACGAAAGAAGGUUACUACAUGUAUAUUGAGACGUCGCGGCCACGUCAGGCCGGGGAUCGAGCUCGUCUUCUCUCUCCAUUGUACAAUGUUACGGCAGCCCGAGGACCAACAGGGACCACCAGAACCCCCUACUGUGUCUCCUUCUACUACAACAUGAAUGGAAAACAUAUCGGUACUCUCAAUGUUCUGAUGAGGGUGAAGAGCAUCGCCACUGUGGAUUCUGCCAUCUGGACUCUCUCCGGACACCAGGGCCCUGAAUGGAGGAAGGCAGAUGCUGAGAUCUAUCCGAGCGGACCCUUCCAGGUGGUGUUCGAAGGUAUCCGUGGAAACGGCUUUGAGGGAGACAUCGCUAUUGAUGACGUUUCUGUUUCCAAGGGGAAAUGCAAACAAAAGGAUAGCGUGGACAAAACAGCAGUUCUGUCUGGGACACACCAGAGUCUUCACCUUCUUCCUAUGAUCGUCCAGCUGCUUUGCACCAUCUGUCUGACAUUCCUCCUCAGAUGAUACAGAUACCCCUCAGCACACACACCGCCAGCAUAGGACACCCCCCGCGGCAGCAAUAAGAACUGCCCCAACACGUGACCACCCUUCCGGCUAAUGCCUCCUUCAUUUCCUCCUCUUUCUCAUUCCCUUUGUCCUAGCUUCACACCUCAAGUCUUCUUUUUCUUUGGUUUCUCAUCAUCUUUGUGGUCUCUUGUUGAGCUUAUGUUUGCUCCAUUGUUUUUUUUUUUCCAUUUCUCUCCAUAUGUCUUGACAUCUUCAUCUCAGUCACCCCUGUGUAUGGAUCUGACACAUCAAAGUGUCAAUAAUUACCAAAGAUGAUGGAGGGCUUACAGGAUGAACAGAUGGCUGAAAGAGCAACACGGACAACUUUUCCCCAAAUGAACUACUGUUCAAGUCUCAAGUGCAAGGAGAUGUGUUUUCCUUAAGACACUAUGAUUGCAAGGAAUAGCGUGAGCCAGAACGGAUGAGUGAAACAGGUGGUCAUGAAGCUACUGAUGACCUGAAUGGACCUGUACAUGCACGUGUACAUGAUAUAUUGGAAAGUAACAAGCUACAGAAAGGACAAACAGACUCCAACUGUAACUUCUAGGACUACGACAAUGUGAAACUAAAGAAGCACAAAUUUAUAUCUUUUUUUUUUUUUGGUUCCUUUACGUGGUAUUCCGUCAGUCUGGAUUUGCUGUACACUUCUUGUCCUUUGGCUUUCUUUAGCAGCCACUGCUGAAUUGCCGUUUAGUUUGUUAUGGGGUAUAAUUUGAUUUAGAAAACGACACAACGUGAACUUUGGACCAGAAGAGCAUCAGUUACCUCACCCUCAAUAUACAAGAACCAUAAAGCACCUGGACAACUUAUGAGAACGAUAAUGUUUAGCUUCAGUCAAACUGUCGGGAGAGUGUUGACUCACUGGGUCAGUCGUUCUCAUUCAGCAAUAGAACCGUACCUCUGACUGCAAGGGAUAUGAUUUGGGCACACAUACUCCAACAGAUGGAUGCCUCUGGACAGACAAACUCCACUCUUGGCUUUGAUGAUCAAGAAUGUAAUUUUACAUAGUGUCAGAGAAAUCACAUGUACCUGCAAGCUCUUCAAGGGUUUGCUAUUGACACAUUUCAGAUGUAUUUUAUUUUGGAAGUUUUGAGAUGGCAAUCAAACAGUGUUGAUGUGACAAGUUGAUCUAAAAGACAAU
This is a messenger RNA of Carassius auratus (goldfish), 3606 nucleotides long. RefSeq names its product MAM domain-containing glycosylphosphatidylinositol anchor protein 1-like. Gene Ontology annotation, biological process: synapse organization; homophilic cell-cell adhesion. The transcript is spliced from 13 exons. The record is from RefSeq and is a predicted model, not a curated record. Bases 111 to 2423 code for a protein of 770 amino acids. Gene Ontology annotation, molecular function: axon guidance receptor activity; protein binding. Gene Ontology annotation, cellular component: neuronal cell body; plasma membrane; axon. Lineage: Eukaryota; Metazoa; Chordata; Actinopteri; Cypriniformes; Cyprinidae.